AAUUUAACUUCUCAUUAUUCAAACCCUAGCAAAGAAGAAAGCGAGAGAGAGAGAGAGAGGAGAGAGAAAGCGAGAGAGAGAGAGAGAGAUCUUGUGUGUGUUUAUAUAUGUAUAUGCACACACAUAUAUAUAUUCGAAGAAGCAAAUCUGUGGGAAUAUUUUUUGGGGUGGAAUUUGGAAAUUGGAUCUGACGUUGAAAGAUCGCAGAAUGGAAGAUGGCAUAUUCUUUUGGGGCCCUGUAACAUCUAAAGAGUGGUGUGAGCCAAAUUAUGUGCAGUCAUCGUAUAUUGCAGAAUUCUUCAACACCAUUUCAAAUAUCCCAUGCAUUCUCUUGGCUCUUAUUGGUCUUGUGAACGCCCUUAGACAACGGUUUGAGAAAAGGUUCAGUGUCCUUCAUAUGUCAAACAUAAUACUUGCCUUGGGGAGUAUGACAUAUCAUGCCACUUUGCGCCAGAUGCAACAGCAAGGUGAUGAGACACCAAUGGUAUGGGAGAUGCUUCUGUAUAUCUAUAUCCUAUAUUCACCAGAUUGGCAUUAUCGGAGUACGAUGCCCACCUUUCUGUUCCUUUAUGGUGCACUCUUUGCCAUUGUGCAUUCACAGCUUCGCUUUGGCAUUGGUUUCAAAGUACACUAUGCACUAUUGUGCCUUCUUUGCGCUCCUCGUGCAUAUAAGUAUUACAUUCAUACAGAAGACACAUUGGCAAAGCGCCUCGCAAAGUUAUACGUGGCAACUUUAUUGAUCGGAGCUGCUUGCUGGCUAUGUGAUCGAUUAUUCUGCAAGCAAAUCCAGGGCUGGUACAUUAAUCCACAGGGCCAUGCAGUUUGGCAUGUCUUAAUGGGCUUCAACUCGUACUUUGCAAAUACAUUCUUGAUGUAUUGCCGUGCUCAGCAACGUGAAUGGAAUCCCAAAAUCAAGCACUUGUUUGGAUUUUUCCCAUAUGUGAAGAUCGAGAAACCAAAAACCCAGUAGCAGAAGUCACUUCUCUUUUGAGCUGAGCCUGUAAUACCAAACAUGUGCAGGAUAUGGCUCUGGUGAGCACAAAGCAAGCACUUGCAAUUUUUUCUCUUUUCCCAUUUUGCAGAAUGUAUUGUAAAUGAAAGUCUGGAAUAGUUUUGACUCGACCGAAUAGUGGUUAAUUUUUGACUGUACAAUUAGUGGUUUUCCAGUGUACCAUAUUUUACACUCCCACAGAAGAUGACAUGGAUUAACUAGUUGAUUCUUUUU
Molecule: messenger RNA, 1225 nt
Organism: Solanum stenotomum
Lineage: Eukaryota; Viridiplantae; Streptophyta; Magnoliopsida; Solanales; Solanaceae
Product: alkaline ceramidase-like
Exons: 3
Coding region: 209-970 (253 amino acids)
Biological process (GO): defense response to other organism; ceramide metabolic process; response to salt stress
Cellular component (GO): membrane
Molecular function (GO): hydrolase activity, acting on carbon-nitrogen (but not peptide) bonds, in linear amides
Source: RefSeq, a predicted model, not a curated record